This is a messenger RNA of Fimicolochytrium jonesii, 1467 nucleotides long. RefSeq names its product WD40-repeat-containing domain protein. Gene Ontology annotation, cellular component: TORC2 complex; TORC1 complex. Gene Ontology annotation, molecular function: protein binding. The transcript is spliced from 8 exons. NCBI's taxonomy places the organism in Eukaryota, Fungi, Chytridiomycota, Chytridiomycetes, Spizellomycetales, Powellomycetaceae. The coding region runs from base 226 to 1263 and encodes 345 amino acids. Gene Ontology annotation, biological process: TOR signaling; regulation of actin cytoskeleton organization. The record is from RefSeq and is a predicted model, not a curated record.
UAUCUGUGCCAACGCAAGACUUCAUAAGCAACUCACAGUUUCCAGAUCACUGACAACUUGGAGUGGCCCUCCCUGAACUUCUGGACGACCUACAUUGUUUUAGGAUCGGCGGUCCAAGCUGACAGCUGCUCAACUCACUGCUAAAUUAAUUCUCUAAAGCGGAAGUCAACGCCAUCUCGAAAGCACCACAACCGAAGAUCGUUUGCGACCUUGUCGCCUACCGCAAUGUCGCCCGCCGCACCACCAAAGCACGCAGCCUAUCGUGGCGCCCCGGCACCGGCACCGCAUGCGGCUCCUCACCCAGCGCCGCACCAACAGCAAGCACCCGUCACGCAAAACGUCACCGAGGUCGUCCUCGCAACCGCGGGAUAUGACCACACCAUCCGGUUCUGGGAAGCUUUAAGUGGAAUAUGUCUGCGGACGAUACAACAUGCCGAUUCUCAAGUAAACAGACUGGCGAUAUCCCCGGAUAAGCGGUACCUAGCAGCAGCGGGGAACCCUCACGUGCGGAUGUAUGAAGUCCAGUCCAGUAACCCCAAUCCUAUUACCUCGUUUGACGGACACACGGGCAACGUAACAGCGAUCGGGUUUCAGUCGUCAGGGAGGUGGAUCGUCACAGGCAGCGAGGAUGGGACGAUUAAGAUCUGGGACGUGAGGGCACCGGGAAUACAACGAGACUAUGAACUCAAAUCGCCAGUAAACGACGUCAUAAUACACCCAAAUCAGGGAGAACUGAUAUCGUGCGAUCAGAAUGGGUCGGUGAAAGUGUGGGAUUUGGGGGAGAACGCUUGCACGCAUGAAUUGCUCCCGGAGGAGGACACACCCGCACGAUCGGUGACGAUGGCGUCGGAUGGAUCUAUUCUGGUAGCCGCGAAUAACAAGGGAAACUAUUAUGUGUGGAAAACCAAAACCACAGGCGACCUGACACAGCUGGAAGCCCUCACGAAGGUCGCAGGACACAGCAAAUUCAUCACCAAGUGCAUGUUGAGUCCAAAUACAAAGGUGCUGGCCACUUGCUCGGCUGAUCACACGGUGAAGAUCUGGAACACGGCGGACCGACAGUUCACGCUGGAGAAGACGCUGACGGGCCAUCAGCGGUGGGUGUGGGACUGCGCGUUUUCGGCCGACUCGGCGUAUCUCGUGACUGGUUCCUCAGAUCACUCCGCGAGACUAUGGGACCUAGCGACCGGUGAAACCAUCCGCCACUACAGCGGCCACCAGAAAGCCGUCGUAUGCACCGCAUUGCAUGAUGUCAGUAUGUGAGGGGCGUGCGGUCUCGCAUGAUCCCGGCAGUGUAGUGUCUCCUCGCCCACAGCGACAGUCUGCCACACCACAAUGUACAUAUUCCCCCGCCAAUUCGGUCUUUCCUGUUCGACCCCAAUGUGUAUGAUAGUAAACGGGGCGAAGCUAAUAGAUCGAGAGUUGCAGGUAGAGUUCGGUGCUCACUACAAUUACGCCUUUUUUUUU